Molecule: messenger RNA, 951 nt
Organism: Didymosphaeria variabile
Lineage: Eukaryota; Fungi; Ascomycota; Dothideomycetes; Pleosporales; Didymosphaeriaceae
Exons: 3
Coding region: 1-951 (316 amino acids)
Source: RefSeq, a predicted model, not a curated record
AUGGCGAAAAAGUGCGUUCACAAAGGCUGCGGCAAGACGUACGAGGAUGAGAACGAAGAGUGCGUCUACCACCCCGGUCCGCCCGUCUUCCACGAGGGUCAGAAAGGCUGGAAAUGCUGUAAACCCCGCGUCCUCACCUUCGACGAGUUCCUCGCAAUCCCACCAUGCACAACGGGUACACACUCAGACGUAGACGACACUCCCGCGCCAAAACCUGCACAAGCACCCGACAUCCCUUCAGACACGCCCGUCUCGCUCGGCAGCCUCAAAGAAUCACUCCCCGCACCCGUACCCCGCGUUCCCACCUCGCAGUCCGCAACACCGCGACCUGCUGCCUCACCCAAACCGCCGGAGGAGUCAGAAGAUGACGACCCGAGCUUAGAAGUCAAGCAGGGAAUGACAUGUAGGAGGCGGGGCUGCGGACAAAAGUACGAGGGCGGCGACCGGGAAGGAGAGAGCUGUGUGCAUCAUCCCGGCGCGCCGAUAUUCCACGAGGGAAGCAAAGGGUGGAGUUGCUGCAAGAGGCGGGUGCUAGAGUUCGACCAGUUCAUGAACAUUGAGGGGUGCAAGACGAAGAACAGGCACCUGUUCGUCGGGAGCGGGAAAAAGGGUGGGGAGGAGAAGGUCGAGACGGUGAGGCAUGACUUCUAUCAGACUGGCACUUCGGUAAUCGCCUCGCUCUACCUCAAAAAGAUCGACAAGGAGUCUGCGAAAGUCGUCUUCCACCCCAACCACGUCGACCUCGAUCUCCGCACUUCAGACAGCAAGCGCUACGCAACCGAAUUCCCUCUCUUCGGCACAAUCAAGCCCGAAGAAAGCAAACACAGGAUCCUGGGCACGAAGCUGGAGUUGACGCUGGUGAAGGCGGACGGCGCGGCGUGGCCGGUCUUGCGAUCAGACGACAAACUUACAGGCGAGAUGAUACAAGUGGGUAGGGCGGGCCGUGUAUAG